AUGUGUGGUGUGUUAGGUAUUUGUUUGGCGGAUCAAACAGCUGCUGUUGCUCCAGAAUUAUUCGACGGAUGUUUAUUUUUACAACAUAGAGGUCAAGAUGCUGCUGGUAUCUCGACUUGUGGGCAACGUGGUAGAUUAUACCAAUGCAAGGGUAACGGUAUGGCUCGUGACGUUUUCACUCAACAAAGAAUGGCCGGAUUAGUUGGUUCCAUGGGUAUUGCUCACUUGCGUUAUCCAACUGCUGGUUCCAGUGCUAACUCUGAAGCUCAACCUUUCUAUGUCAACAGUCCAUAUGGGAUCUGUAUGGGCCAUAACGGUAAUUUGGUUAACACUCAGGCUAUACAACGUUACAUGGAUGAAGAUGUACAUAGACAUAUCAACACGGAUAGUGACUCCGAGUUGUUGUUGAACAUCUUCGCUGCUGAGUUGGAGAAAUACAACAAGUACAGAGUUAACAACGACGAUAUCUUCCAUGCUUUAGAAGGUGUAUAUCGUUUGUGUCGUGGUGGGUAUGCCUGCGUUGGUAUGGUUGCUGGUUUUGCCAUGAUCGGGUUCAGGGAUCCUAACGGUAUCAGACCUUUGUUAUUCGGUACCAGAACCAACGCUGAUGGUACUAAGGACUAUAUGCUAGCGUCAGAGAGUGUGGUAUUAAAGGCCCACAAUUUCAACGAUUUCCGUGAUUUGAAGCCUGGUGAAGCCGUCAUCGUGCCAAAGGAUUGCUCAAAGAGUGAACCAGAGUUUAGGCAGGUGGUUCCUGUGAAUUCUUACAGACCAGAUCUGUUCGAAUACGUUUAUUUCGCUCGUCCAGAUAGUGUAUUGGACGGGAUCUCCGUGUACCACACUAGAUUGGCCAUGGGUGUCAAAUUAGCUGAAAGCGUUCUUAAGUCCAUAAAACCAGAAGACGUUGAUGUCGUCGUGUCGGUACCAGACACUGCACGUACGUGUGCUCUCGAGUGUGCAAACACCUUGAAUAAACCAUACCGUGAAGGGUUUGUGAAGAACAGAUACGUUGGAAGAACUUUCAUCAUGCCAAAUCAAAAGGAACGUGUCUCGAGUGUGAGACGUAAACUAAAUCCUAUGGAAUCUGAAUUCAAGGGGAAGCGCGUCUUGAUUGUAGAUGACUCAAUCGUUAGAGGUACCACAUCAAAGGAAAUCAUCAACAUGGCCAGAGAAUCGGGUGCUCUUAAGGUAUAUUUCGCAUCUGCUGCUCCUGCCAUCCGUUUCAACCAUAUUUACGGUAUCGAUUUGGCUGACACUAAACAGUUGGUUGCUUACGAUAAGACUGAAGAGGAAAUCCAACAUGAGUUAGGUUGUGAUGAGGUCAUUUACCAAUCUUUGGACGAUUUGAUUGACUGUUGCAAGACUCCGCAAAUUCAAAAAUUCGAAGUCGGUGUGUUUACAGGUCAGUAUGUCACUGGUGUCGAAGAUGGUUACCUUUUAGAAUUGGAAAAGGCUCGUGCAAUGAACGUCCUCAAGGCCAGUGCCAAGGCAGAAUCCGAUAUCGGUAUAUAUAACAGCGGUGACUAUUGA
This is a messenger RNA of Kluyveromyces lactis, 1530 nucleotides long. RefSeq names its product amidophosphoribosyltransferase (gene ADE4). Bases 1 to 1530 code for a protein of 509 amino acids. The record is from RefSeq and is a predicted model, not a curated record. Gene Ontology annotation, biological process: purine nucleobase biosynthetic process; purine nucleotide biosynthetic process. Gene Ontology annotation, cellular component: cytoplasm. Gene Ontology annotation, molecular function: amidophosphoribosyltransferase activity. The transcript has a single exon. NCBI's taxonomy places the organism in Eukaryota, Fungi, Ascomycota, Saccharomycetes, Saccharomycetales, Saccharomycetaceae.